CACGUGACGCUCAAGGUCGCCGUGGACCGCUUCGGCGCCGUCGACGACCUGGGCGGCAAGUCCGGGCGCUUCACGUCGCCGGCGUCGCUCGACUGCGUGCACCGCCUGCGGCGCGGGUCCGACGCCGUGCUCGUCGGCGUCUCGACGGUGGCGCGCGACGACCCGUCGCUGACCGUGCGCCGCGUGGACCCCAUCGACGACGCGCAGCCGCUGCGCGUCAUCCUCGACCCGAACGGCCGCGCGCCGCGCGACGCCGCGCUGCUCACCGACGGCCUCCCGACGGCGGUCUUCUCCCGGGGCGACUUCGGCGCCGUCGACCCGGCCGUGGCCCUCGAGCCCUUCGGCGAGCUGCCGACCAUGCUCGACGCCCUGGAGCGCGACCACGGCGUCGCGCACCUCAUGGUCGAGGGCGGGCCGUUCACGGCGCGCGCGUUUCUCGCCGCGGGGCUCGUCGACCGCGCGGUCAUCGUCCGCGCGCCCGUC
Aureococcus anophagefferens is the source of this 483-nucleotide messenger RNA. RefSeq lists its product as hypothetical. NCBI's taxonomy places the organism in Eukaryota, Pelagophyceae, Pelagomonadales, Pelagomonadaceae. The transcript has a single exon. Gene Ontology annotation, molecular function: 5-amino-6-(5-phosphoribosylamino)uracil reductase activity. Gene Ontology annotation, biological process: riboflavin biosynthetic process. The record is from RefSeq and is a predicted model, not a curated record. The annotation marks the transcript as partial.